Molecule: messenger RNA, 300 nt
Organism: Clunio marinus
Lineage: Eukaryota; Metazoa; Arthropoda; Insecta; Diptera; Chironomidae
Source: the annotation of a GenBank genome assembly
AUGAAACCAAUCGACGAUUUAACGCAUGAAAUUGAAGCAAUUUUGUCACGAAUUAUAGCGCAUUACAGUAAACAAGGGUUUGAGUUAAUGCAUUCAAUUUUCUCACAAUGCGUACCAAGGAAAGCACUUUUGUUUGAGCGAGAAAGAACAUGCUUAAAGGAUGAUAAUGAGAUACCCUCAGAUAAACAAAUUACAGUGCCUAUCUCUGUAUGUAUGGCUCAAAGUAGUAUUAAUAAAAGCAUCGAGUUUAAUAAAGUGUACAAGCGAGAAUUUCGUUUCGGACUGAUAUACAUGACUUAA